This is a messenger RNA of Nerophis ophidion (straightnose pipefish), 1946 nucleotides long. It is a transcript of the gene irf8, whose product is annotated as interferon regulatory factor 8. The record is from RefSeq and is a predicted model, not a curated record. Gene Ontology annotation, biological process: regulation of transcription by RNA polymerase II; immune system process. Gene Ontology annotation, molecular function: RNA polymerase II cis-regulatory region sequence-specific DNA binding; DNA-binding transcription factor activity, RNA polymerase II-specific; protein binding. Gene Ontology annotation, cellular component: nucleus. The transcript is spliced from 9 exons. NCBI's taxonomy places the organism in Eukaryota, Metazoa, Chordata, Actinopteri, Syngnathiformes, Syngnathidae. The coding region runs from base 183 to 1451 and encodes 422 amino acids.
UCCGUAGUAGGCGGGGCGUGACGUAGCCUGGACGACGAUGAUUGGCCAGCGUAGCCAGGAGCUCGUCACUACUAUUGACAACAAGACGUCAAUAAACCUGACAUGGAUGAACGUUGGCAUCAUUUGACUUCUGACGGCUCCGGCAACUUAUAAUUAAUUGGGUUGUAGGUGUCUUCAACGCGAUGUCAAACUCGGGAGGUCGGAGACUGAAGCAGUGGCUGGUGGAGCAGAUCCAGAGUACGCACUACUCCGGACUCCUUUGGGAGGAUGAAAGUCACACCAUGUUCCGAAUUCCAUGGAAGCACGCUGGGAAACAAGAUUACAACCAAGAAGUAGACGCAUCCAUCUUUAAGGCAUGGGCCGUGUUUAAAGGCAAAUUUAAGGAUGGUGACAAGGCAGAACCAGCGACUUGGAAGACCAGGCUGCGUUGUGCCCUCAAUAAAAGUCCUGACUUUGAGGAGGUGACAGAAAAGUCUCAGCUUGACAUCUCUGAGCCAUACAAAGUCUACCGAAUCGUACCUGAGGACGAGCAGAAACAUGGAAGAAGCUCUGUGAUGUUGGCAUUGGCUUCCAGCAGCAGCUCUGGCGACAUGAUCGACAUGGACUGCAGCCCUGCAGACAUCGAGGGGCUCAUUAAAGAUGAGGAAGGCUGCAGGUUUCAGGCCAGCCCAGAGUACUGGCCCCAGACUAGUGUAGGCGCUUUCUCUCUGCAUCAGGACCCAUUACCCUCUGGCACGCUCAGCUCAGCCUUCUCCCAGAUGAUGAUCUACUUCUACUAUGGAGGCAAGCUGAUGAGCAACACGCUGGUAACGCAUCCCGAAGGCUGUCGCAUCUCGCCUUGCCAGCAGCACCCGGGCCGCGGCGCCCCCUACAGCUCAGACAGCAUGCAGAGCGUUUAUUUCCCGCCGCCGGGGCUCAUCGAGUACGAACGCCAGCGCCACGUGACCCACAAGCUCCUGGGCCACUUGGAGCGAGGACUGCUGCUGCGGGCCAACCAGGAGGGCAUCUUCAUCAAGAGAUUGUGCCAGAGCAGAGUGUUCUGGAGCGGAAUGGCCGACGCGGGCUUGCAUUACAGCUCCGUGCCUUGUAAACUGGAGAGGGAUGCGGUGGUGAAGAUUUUCGACACUGGGAGGUUCCUUCAAGCACUGCAGCAGCACCAGGACGGUCAGAUUCCCGCUCCCGAUCCGACUGUGACUUUGUGCUUUGGGGAGGAGCUUCAUGACCUCAACACCGCCAAGAACAAGCUGAUCGUUGUGCAGAUCACGGUGGUGAAGUGCCAACAGCUGCUGGAGGCCGUCAACUCGCGGCGCGCUCAGACUUACUGCGCCAACAUGGAGCUGUGUGAGGACUUCUCGGCGGAGCAGAUGGCACGCCUUUACCAGGACCUGUGCAGCUACGGCAGUCCUCAAAGGUCCGGCUGCUACAGAGAAAACGUGCCCAUCUCCGCCUGAGCGUGCAGGAGAGCAACGUGAAACUCUUCGUUUUGGUGUGCGUGACGCUCAGCUUCGUCACAAUGUCUGAGUUAAGUGUAUGCAAGACAGUAGCCAUCUUUGUCAGUCCGUUGUAAUAAUGCACUGAAACAAGCAAAAUAUUAGGCACACUCUACUGCUGAAUCAAAAGAUGAUAUUGUUUUGUCUGACACUGUCACAUGAACUUUGCAGUAUUGCUGUAUAUUAUUGUACCUUGCAGUGGUGUUCAACCUGAUUUAAUCCACCAACAGAUCUAUUUUUGAAUUUUUUUGUAACGCAAAUCUACACGUUUCUUUUUUUAUAUCGUACUCACUGUGCAUUGAAUGUGAGAUAGAAAAUCUCUGUUUUUUAAUGUCGUUUUGUAAAAAUAUUAAUGUAAGUUUAUAGGCUUUUAUAUGACAGAUAGGUUUUACUAUCAUCUUUUUAAACCUUUUCAAAUGUUUUAAUCACUCCAUUAAUAAAAAAAAAAUCAGAUUC